This is a messenger RNA of Sitodiplosis mosellana (orange wheat blossom midge), 2686 nucleotides long. Its product is annotated as mitochondrial glutamate carrier 1-like. The coding region runs from base 1077 to 2036 and encodes 319 amino acids. The record is from RefSeq and is a predicted model, not a curated record. Lineage: Eukaryota; Metazoa; Arthropoda; Insecta; Diptera; Cecidomyiidae. Gene Ontology annotation, biological process: malate-aspartate shuttle; aspartate transmembrane transport; L-glutamate transmembrane transport. The transcript has 6 exons. Gene Ontology annotation, molecular function: L-aspartate transmembrane transporter activity; L-glutamate transmembrane transporter activity.
AAAAAUUAAAUCAAAGAAUACAAACGCGUUGCUAUACUGAAUGUAUUCCAAAAAGUGUAAUCGAUUUUUCAAAGUCACAGAAUAUGUCCAACCUUUCCUAAUGAAUUGAGAUCAAUUAUCAUCAUGUGAAACGAAUUAUUUUGUGGAUUGAAUCGCAAAUGAAAAAAUGUGUGAUUUCGCAUUCAUUUGUGACAUUGUAGCUCUGCGUUUUCAGCAUUUCAGCGAAUUUUGCCAAAUAGAUGUGUUUUUCCUUUUCAAUUUCUUCCCGUGUGCAAACGACGCCAAUAUUCACGGCUUGCGGCUAAUUAUAGAAUUUGUUAAUUUUUUUCGUUGAUAUUUUUGUUUGUUAUUCUCGUACUUUGCCUCGAAUAAAAGAAAUAUUCAUAUAAAUUGCGUUAAAUGCAUUCUAAUGCCAAUGUUAUUUUCUCAAAAUAGUUUUAUUUUCGUUCGGUGAGUGUGUGUGUGUGUGUGCGUGAUAACCGGAUAAAUUCAGCUAUCGAAUAAAAUAUGAUUUUGUAUGGGCCUUUGUGAUGUGAUUUUAUAUGGACCUUUGUGAUAACUCUUAUCAAAUGCCCCAUAUUUUUCUCAUUGUGUUCAAUUAAUUAUUGAACAAAUCAAAUACGAUAAGCAACGAGAUUAUUUGGGAGAGAUUUCGCUAUCGUAGAAAAAAAACGAUUAAACUUUGAGUAUUUCCAAUCUCAUUCAGAAAUCUAUUGAACAUCGCACAGUGACGUCGUCAGAGUUGUCACAUGAAACAAACGCUGAUAAAGCAAUUUAAAGCGCGAGCACAUCUUAAAAAAGAGGCACAUAUGUAUGCAAAACCAAAUUGUUUUUGUUAUUCAAACGACAAUUCCUAAUUAAAGGCAGUUUAAUACUCAUUGGCGCUGACUCUCAUACUGGUGCGACGCUUUAAACUGGACGUCUGACAUUUCAACUCAAUAACAACUGUAUUUUCUGCACUAACUUUAAUUUUUAAUAAACACUGAACAGUGAAAUGAGAGAUUAUUCAAGCCAUCCACACUAAAACCAGCAACAUUUUUCAGUCAUUCUACAGUAUCACAUCCACAUACAAAAAAAUGGCAUCGAAAUCAACAACAGCCGCAGAACCACCCAAAACAAAACAAUUUGCAUUACUUCCAAAGAUCAUAAACGGUGGUAUAGCUGGAAUUAUUGGUGUGUCAUGCGUCUUUCCAUUGGAUUUAGUGAAAACUCGCUUACAAAACCAGCAAGUGGGUCCAAAUGGUGAAAAAAUGUACAAAUCCAUGUUGGAUUGUUUUAAGAAAACUUAUCGAGCUGAGGGCUAUUUUGGCAUGUACAAAGGGUCAGCCGUGAAUAUUUUGCUUAUCACCCCAGAAAAGGCCAUUAAACUGGCUGCCAAUGAUUUCUUUCGUCAUCAUUUGACUACUAAAGAUGGGAAAUUACCUGUCACUCGUCAAAUGGCAGCUGGUGGUUUGGCUGGUUUGUGUCAGAUUAUAAUUACAACUCCGAUGGAAUUGUUGAAGAUUCAAAUGCAGGACGCCGGACGUGUUGCGGCUCAAGCCAAAUUGGCGGGUAAAACUGUGCCAAAAACAUCUGCCACAAAAAUUGCUCUCGAACUGUUCCGAGAGAAGGGAAUUUUCGGUCUAUACAAGGGAAUUGGAGCAACAACUUUGCGUGAUGUUUCAUUUUCAAUUGUUUACUUCCCAUUGUUUGCGACAUUGAAUCAAUUUGGUCCACGUAAAAAUGAUGGCAGUGGCGAGGCUGCGUUCUUCGUAUCAUUUGCAUCCGGAUGUGCCGCUGGUUCGUUGGCUGCUUUGGCUGUGAAUCCAUUUGAUGUAAUCAAAACUCGACUACAAGCGCUCAAAAAGGCCGAGGGUGAAAUGCAAUUCAACGGCAUUUUCGAUUGCAUUGGAAAAACGCUAAAACACGAAGGACCGCAAGCAUUCUUCAAGGGCGGUCUGUGUCGAAUGAUUGUCAUUGCGCCAUUGUUUGGUAUCGCACAAAUGGUGUACUUCUUGGGUGUAGCCGAAGCAUUGCUAGGAACCAAAAAUAAAUAAACACUGCCAACCAACUAUGGUACAACGCGACUCACAUAGUGCACAUAUAUAGUUAAAACAAAACUGCUUGAAUGUCCAUAACACAUAAUUCAGUCAUAAUAGAACUAGAUUAAGGCAUCUAAGGCCCCUACGUGUACUCCGAUUUUAUGCACGCUGAUGAACUCAAUGAAAUCCUGGUGAAGUAUUACCGCCCGUCACCAAAACCAAAAUCAAUAUACGAUAAGCCACAAUUAGAAAUGCUUGACAAUAAUUACCUGUUGUACGUGUGUCGUUGGAUAUAUUGUCUGAUAACUGAAGAGUUUAUUUAUGUAUUUUACUGUGUUAAAAAUGGAAAUGGAAUGAAGACAGAUCGAGAGAUCCGUUCUUUUGUUAUGAAGUGUUUGAUUUUACAGGAAAUAUUAUCUCAAUUAACCGGAAUAUAUAAAUAUCAGAUUGUAAGCCAAGCAAAAUGGUCUAAUUUAUGAAGUUUUAAAUGUUUUAAUGGAGAAAAAAAAAUUGUUCAGUUGAUAUACCAUAUUCAAUCGGUAAUAAUGUGAUGUGAUCACGUAUCAUUUAUUUAUUUGGAAUGGAAUAUUCUGCGAACGAUAUAUCAUGAGAUUGUAUUUAGUCAGCAAAAAUGAAUAAAACAAAAGAAAUAUGAAGCUAAAAAA